Molecule: messenger RNA, 6009 nt
Organism: Heterocephalus glaber (naked mole-rat)
Lineage: Eukaryota; Metazoa; Chordata; Mammalia; Rodentia; Bathyergidae
Source: RefSeq, a predicted model, not a curated record
AUGGCUGAUAUUAACCUCAAAGAAGUAACCUUAAUAGUAGGUGUGGUUAUUGCCUGCUACUGGAACAGCCUAUUCUGUGGUUUUGUUUUUGAUGAUGUUUCAGCAAUACUGGAUAAUAAAGAUCUGCAUCCAUCUACACCUUUAAAAACUUUAUUUCAGAAUGAUUUCUGGGGAACCCCUAUGUCCGAGGAGAGAAGUCACAAGUCCUACCGACCCUUAACAGUAUUGACAUUUCGCUUAAAUUAUAUGUUUAGUGAACUAAACCCAAUGUCAUAUCAUCUCCUAAAUAUGAUUUUUCAUGCUAUGGUUAGUGUGGUAUUUCUUAAAGUCUGCAAACUUUUUCUGGACAACAAGAGCGGUCUGAUUGCUGCUCUGCUUUUUGUAGUGCACCCCGUACAUACAGAAGCAGUAACAGGUGUUGUAGGAAGAGCAGAACUUUUGUCAUCUAUCUUUUUUCUAGCUGCAUUUUUGUCAUAUACAAAAUCAAAAGGACCAGAUAAUUCCAUAGUGUGGACUCCAAUUGCAUUGACAGUGAUUUUAGUGGCUAUUGCAACACUGUGUAAAGAACAAGGCAUAACAGUUGUGGGAAUAUGUUGUGUAUACGAAGUAUUUAUUGCCCAGGGGUAUACUUUGCCAUUAUUGUGUACUACUGCUGCACAGUUUCUCCGUGGAAAGAGUAGUAUUCCAUUUUGUCUGCUACAGACACUAAUAAAACUGAUUGUCUUGAUAUUCAGUACAUUAUUACUUGUGGUAAUUAGAGUCCAGGUUAUUCAGUCCCAGCUUCCAGUAUUUACAAGAUUUGAUAACCCAGCUGCUGUAAGUCCAACUCCUACAAGGCAGCUAACAUUUAACUACCUUCUUCCUGUGAAUGCUUGGCUUCUAUUAAAUCCUUCAGAUCUCUGCUGUGAUUGGACCAUGGGAACAAUACCACUAAUAGAGUCAUUUCUAGAUAUUCGAAAUCUUGCCACUUUUGCUUUCUUUUGCUUUCUGGGGGUUUUGGGAAUAUUCAGUCUCCGGUACCCUGGUGAUUCCUCAAAGACUGUAUUAAUGGCACUUUGUUUAAUAGCAUUACCUUUUAUUCCUGCAUCAAACCUUUUUUUUCCUGUUGGAUUUGUUGUUGCUGAGCGAGUGCUAUAUGUUCCUAGCAUGGGAUUCUGUAUUUUGGUAGCCCAUGGAUGGCAGAAAAUUUCAAAUAAAAGUGCAUUUAAAAAGCUAUCCUGGGCCUGUCUCUCAGUGGUGAUACUUACUCAUGCCUUAAAAACACUUCACAGAAAUUGGGAUUGGGAGUCUGAGUAUACAUUAUUUAUGUCAGCCUUGAAGGUAAAUAAAAAUAAUGCCAAAUUAUGGAAUAAUGUUGGUCAUGCUCUGGAAAAUGAAAAGAACUUUGAGAGAGCUUUGAAAUACUUCUUACAAGCUACCCACGUUCAGCCAGAUGAUAUUGGUGCUCACAUGAAUGUAGGAAGAACUUACAAAAAUUUAAAUAGAACUAGAGAAGCUGAAGAAUCUUACAUGAUGGCUAAGUCACUAAUGCCUCAAAUUAUUCCUGGUAAAAAAUACGCAGCCAGAAUUGCCCCUAACCACCUAAAUGUUUAUAUCAAUCUGGCCAACCUGAUCCGAGCAAAUGAGUCCCGCCUAGAAGAAGCAGAUCAGCUGUACCGACAAGCAAUCAGCAUGAGGCCUGACUUCAAGCAGGCUUAUAUUAGCAGGGGAGAAUUGCUCUUAAAAAUGAAUAAGCCUCUCAAAGCAAAGGAAGCAUAUCUUAAAGCACUAGAGCUGGACAGAAAUAAUGCAGAUCUUUGGUACAAUUUGGCAAUUGUGUAUAUUGAACUCAAAGAACCAAAUGAAGCCCUAAAAAACUUCAAUCAUGCUUUAGAACUAAAUCCAAGGCAUAAGCUAGCAUUAUUCAAUUCUGCUAUAUUAAUGCAGGAAUCAGGUGAAGUUAAACUCAGACCUGAAGCUAGAAAACGACUUCUGAACUAUGUAAAUGAAGAGCCAUUAGAUGCUAAUGGUUAUUUCAAUUUGGGGAUGCUUGCCAUGGAUGACAAAAAGGACACUGAGGCAGAGAUUUGGAUGAAGAAAGCCAUUAAAUUACAAGCUAACUUCAGAAGUGCUUUGUUUAAUCUGGCUCUCCUCUAUUCUCAGACUGCAAAGGAAUUAAAGGCUCUGCCAAUUUUAGAAGAGUUGCUCAAAUACUACCCUGACCAUAUCAAGGGUCUCAUUUUAAAAGGAGACAUUCUGAUGAAUCAAAAGAAAGAUAUACUUGGAGCAAAAAAAUGUUUUGAAAAAAUCUUAGAGAUGGAUCCAACCAAUGUCCAGGGGAAACACAAUCUUUGUGUUGUUUAUUUUGAAGAGAAAGACUUACUAAAAGCAGAAAGAUGUCUGGUUGAAACAUUGUCAUUAGCACCACAUGAAGAAUAUAUUCAGCGCCAUUUGAAUAUAGUCAGGGAUAAAAUCUCAUCUGGUUUUGUAGAACAGCCAGUACUCCCACCUGGGAAGAAUACAGAUGAAGAAGGAGAAAACUUAAUUCCAGCUGAAGAUGUAAAGGAAAUCAGAAGUGAGUCUAGACCAACACAGAUAACGGAAACAAGUGAUGAUAAAAGUCAGUCUAAACCCAACAAACAAUUGCAGAAAAAUACAGACAAAGAGGUGCCUCAAAAAACAAAAGAUAUUAAAGAAAUUGAGAAGAAAAGAGUUGCUGCUUUAAAAAGACUAGAAGAGAUUGAACGUAUUUUAAAUGGGGAAUAACAUUAUUAUCAUGUGACAAUGAUAUCAAAGGACUUUAAUUUUUAUCAUGUGAUUCCUUGACUGGGAGCUUUGAAAAAUAUCAUGGACAUGUAACUGUCUUACAAGGUGCCUCUACAUGGGAUCAAAGUAAGAUUUUUCAUUUAAGAUCUGUCUUGGCCCCUGAUAUGCAUUAUACAAGAUAUGGCAGAAGUUGUUAGUUUUGGUGAAUAUAGCAGAAAUAUCAAAUACCAAGUGACAAAUUUGCAACUUCUGUUAUAUAAAGAAGAAUUUUUUUGGCAAGAUAAUGUUUACUACUCUGAAUUUAAAAUAAUUUGAGGCUGAAUGAUGAUCCUUUGAGGACAUAUCCAACAUACACUUUUAUUCUGUGAAUUCCCAUUUAUUAACCUACUUCAAUUUCCUCUUACCUCUUGGAACAUUGUGAUGGGUUGAAAACACCUACUAACACUUUUUUCUUCAGCAAUUCUUCUGUUAAACCAAGGAAUUUUGCACUACAAAAGAAUACUGGCUUCUUUAUGUUAUAUUCUUUGAUUUUUAGAAGGAAUGCUGGGUAAAAUGUUUUAAAAUGAAUCAUAUAACCUGUUACCUUAAGAAUGUAUUUUCAUAAUUGCGUACAUGUCCUUAAUUUAACUCUAAAAUUUAGUUUUUAACAAGGUAAGGUUUGUACACACACACCCAUAUAUGUACAUAUACAUAUUUCUAAUGGUGCUCAUGAAUACUGUAUUUUGCUUUUUCACAUCAAGUGUCACAACAUGGACUACAUAAUCAAGACUGUUCUUUCACUUUACUUGCAAAUUUUUGUUUCUUAGGGGCAUAGUCAUAUUUAGAAGCCUCAGUAACUUAAAACUUUUAAGAAAUAACAUAGUAAACUUUUCUUUCAUCUUAAUGUUGACUCUGAUUUUAUUUGAAUUUUAAUUUUCUGUUUCCAAAGUCAUACCUUAAUCAUUCUUAGAUACUUUAAGCCACUAACUUCACUUCUGUUUAACUGAAGGUAAAACAAUGUGACAAAGUUUAUUUUUAACACUAAAUUCUUGAUAUCUUCUUGUGGUAUAUAUUUUUAUUAAAUAUUUAUUUUGACUACUGAGCUUUCAUAAAAAUUUUAAAGCCAUUUUAAUUCUAUAAAGUAUGGAAAACUAAUUCCUAGUGUAUUUGCCUAUAUGUGCUAUAUAUAUUAUAGUUUAACCAAAAUCAUGUCAUUUUUGGCCUUUCUCCAGUUACAAAAAUAAUAACCUAAUAACAGAUUAAUAAAUGUGUCAUUUGGUUUUGGCAAUUUUAAAUUUGGAAAAAUGUUAGGUUAAAAGUAGAUACAAAUCACAAAUGUGUUAAAUAUUUGUUUUUCUUGAGUUAAGAUAUAUUUCAAAUGAGUUUUUGUAAUACCUAAUGAAGUUGAUUUAGUUUAAAAUGUUAAAGCUCAAACUAUUAUUCUGAGAUAAGUAAUUUCUAAUUCUGCAGUAUUUCGAAAACUUUUUUAGUUCUUUUGAGAUAACUAAUUUCUAAUUAUAUAUAUCUCAGAAACCAUAUUCCUAUAACUUUUUUAAAGAAAUGUUUUAUAAAUAGGUCACAAGAAAUAUGGUCUGCAUUAAAGACCUAGGCUUAUUGAAUUCCCAGAGGAUCUGGCAUAGAUUUUUCUUUUUGUUCUUUCAUUCUCUCUCUCUUUUUUUUAAAGGCAGUUUAAAGCAAGCACUGAUAUCAGGGGUAUUAAUUUGUGACCCAAGCGAUUCUGUUGAACAUCAGAAUCUAAUUUCAGUUCUUAAAUUAUGGCUUUGUGACUUCAUAUAUAAAGUGGAGAAUACCUCAUAUACUGUGACUUGAAAAAUGAAAUUAUGUUAUUAUUUUUUCUCCAUAUAUUCUGAGGAAAAGUUUCUGAGUAUGAUCACUUCAGGUACAGUUUCAAGUGAAGGACAGUUCAGGAAAGUAAUAGGAAAUCUUAUGAUAGCAAACUAUAAUAAAAGUUUGAAAAAUAUUUUAAUGAAUUGUUCUGUGUAUUCACAUGAUAAAAGUAUAUAUUAAUGUUAUCCAAUGAUUUCUAAUGGAAAGCCCUUAUUAGCCCUUAGGGUCUGUUGAAUAGGAAGUACUCAUGUAUUUGAAUUUGAAAUAAUUUAUUUAAAUCAAAUCCAUCCCAAGUCAUUAAUUAUUGUUCAAAUCAAGGAGCCUCAAUAAAGAUACCACAUUAGUUAAAUUUGAAGUUCUGGAAGAUGGAGCCAUGCUUCAAAAUUUUUUCCUAUACUCUGAUUCUGAUUUGUUCUUAUUGUUAAGCACUACUGCUCUAAAUUAGUUCAGUAAAAUCUGUCUCUCGUGUUAGUUUUUAAAUCAGUAGUAACCCAAUUUAGUUUUGAUGAUUUAAGUUCCACAAAGGAGUAUAUUCUGAUAAGUAAUAUUCCUUGAAGGAAGAUCUCAAGUUCCAUCCACUUGCUUAUGUGUAAGAUUACUAUGUCUCAUCUACAAAUUCAAAAUAAAAACUCUAUUCAAACUGUUCAGGUGAGAAAAGUAAUGGAUUUUUUUCCUUGAGAGCUUUCUUUUUGAAGAGAUGGAGGGGACAGAUAAGCUUAGUUCACUAAACCAUGGUUCCAGAGUUGUGGAUAUCUGUUAAAUUUGGAAAAGAAAGUGUCACAGAUUUGUGUCCUGGUAAAUGGAUGGAGUUAAUUCUCACUACUUUGCAAAAUACUCUGCUCCCCAGGAGUUCUAGCAAAGCUUUGACAAUCCCCAAGGAGCAGUGUCAUUUUACUCCUUCACUACCUAAAAUGAAGUUUCUCAAGUUGCUCCUAUGUGUGUUUCCUUUUUAACAUUUGGAAAUAGGAACUUGAAAUUAUUCCAGUAAGUAGUUUUCUGAAGUUUCUGUGGAGAAUAAAGUAAAUAUGUAAUUUUGUUUUGGAAAUUUGUGUUUGCUAUUCUAUAAAUAUUUGAUGAGUGAAUUACAUUAUUCUAAUAAAACCCCAUGCCUUUUCAUUACAUCUAAUUUGAGAUCUGAAUUUCAUGUUAUACAAUGCUUCUUUAAAGAUGCUUUAAUUAAAAAUAUUAAGAAAAUAUAUAGAUUUGUAUGUCAAUUUAUACUUCAGAAAUCCAUAUAUUUGUCAUAUUUAUUUUUUUAAAAAGCCUCCUAAUCGCAUGACUUAAAUGGUAUUUAAAAUGAACUCCCCUCAAAAUAUCUGGUAACUUUGUCCAAAAUUUUAUGUGUUGGAAGCUGUCAGCCAUCCAUGUUGAAAGUUAUUUUAAAAUUGUAUGUAUUUUAUAUUACUAUGGUGUCUGUGUGUACCAUAUUUCUAAAUA